Molecule: messenger RNA, 1354 nt
Organism: Solanum pennellii
Lineage: Eukaryota; Viridiplantae; Streptophyta; Magnoliopsida; Solanales; Solanaceae
Product: transcription factor MYB78
Exons: 3
Coding region: 206-1159 (317 amino acids)
Biological process (GO): regulation of DNA-templated transcription
Cellular component (GO): nucleus
Molecular function (GO): DNA-binding transcription factor activity; sequence-specific DNA binding
Source: RefSeq, a predicted model, not a curated record
UCCCCACCUUUUAUUUUUGUUUUAUUUUUUAAAAUCUUUAUAAAGUCCCAUCAACUUCUAUGUCCUUGUAUACUAAUCCAAUAUUCAUUUCUCUUCUAAUAUUAUAUCAUAUAAAAUUUCUCUCUCUUUUUUCUCUAUUUGUACAUUUUUGUAACAUUCAAUUAGUUUCUUCAUUUUGAGUAAGCAAAAAAAAAAAAUAGUUUAGAUGGAUUAUCAUGGUCAGAAAAUUGAAGUUGUUGGACGAGGACGAGAAGGAGGACGAGGAGAUAGUAAGGAAGAAAUUAAGGAGGAAGAAAUUGUUAUGGAUCUUCGAAGGGGUCCAUGGACCGUUGAAGAAGACUUUACACUUAUCAAUUUUAUUGCACAUCACGGUGAAGGUCGUUGGAAUUCUCUUGCACGUUGUGCUGGUUUAAAGAGAACAGGGAAAAGUUGUAGAUUGCGAUGGCUUAAUUAUCUUCGACCAGAUGUUCGACGUGGCAAUAUUACUGUUGAAGAACAACUCUUGAUUCUUGAAUUGCAUUCUCGAUGGGGCAAUCGUUGGUCUAAAAUCGCUCAACAUCUUCCUGGAAGAACAGACAAUGAAAUAAAAAAUUAUUGGCGAACUCGGGUACAAAAGCAUGCAAAACAACUCAAAUGUGACGUGAAUAGUAAGCAAUUCAAAGAUACCAUGAAGUAUCUUUGGAUGCCUAGGUUAGCCGAAAGAAUACAAGCCGCCGCGGCUACUUCCAACCCAACGGCGGCUUCUUCCUCCGGCCCCACCACCACAUAUGUCCAAAGUCAAGAAAUUCAACAUCUACUACCAAACAUGAACCAUCAUGUACCCGAAUACUUACCUAUCCAACUGAUGAAUAUCGAGAAAACAAACAGUCUUAAUUAUUCAGCAACUUCAGCGUCAUCGGAUAAUUACUCAUCCGACCUCACUGAUGGUUGCUACAAUUUCUCAAUUAAUCAAAGCAAUAAUCAAGAUCAUUCUCAAGUUAAUCAAAGUACUAAUCAAUUGCUCUAUGUAGAAUCAACAAUUAAUCCCACAAGUUAUAAUUUUCACCCUGGAUUUCAAGGAUUCCAAGAAGUGGAUCAACAAAACAAUACACAAUGGAUGGAAAAUCCAUGGAAUAUUGAAGAUAUGUGCUUCUUACAACAAUUGAACAAUGACAUGUGAUAAAAAAAUAUAUAUAUAUAUAGUAUCCAAGAGUACCUCAAGAGGUUGGAGAUUCAUAUAGAGAAAUAUUAUCAUCAUUAAUCACACCAUAAAAGCAUCUAAUUUUUUUAAAAAUUCUUAUGCAACAUAUUUGUAGCUUUUAUGUUUCAAAUUUCAAUCAAUUUCUUAGUUUUAUAAUUUUUUUUUAAAUAAAAA